CGCAACAAGCACAAACACUACACCCUGAAACAAUGAAACAAGGAAAGAAAGAAAAGAAAGGGAAGAGAGGAUAGGGGGCGCAGGAAAAAGAAAAGCAAAAGGGGGAAACAGAGGUCAGAGGGGGGAAGGAAGUCGCCGCGCCCUACCCAUUCGUCGCCGCCGUCUGAGGAGCUUCCAUGGCCGCUACUGUUGAGCUCGCAGGUGAGAGAAAGAGAGACGCGCGAGGGAGGAAGGCUUUGCAAGGAACGUCGCGUCGCUGCUGUGAACCCACCGCCACCAGGGCCAGUAGCCGUUCGUGAAGCCAUCGCCGUCAGCCCCGUCGCCGCCGUCGCCUCAAGGCUCGCCAUCAUCAUCCUUGGCGGGUGCCCUUGCUGCCGCUGGUGGAGACGAAUCCGCCGCUGGUCUGAGCUAAGAAGAAACGCAUGGAGAGGGGGUGAACGAAGCCCUCGCAGGAACCGCCGUCUAGAAAGGGUUCAGGUCGCCAUUGAUGGGGCUAGCCGGAACUGUUCCAAGGUUUUUGCCGUUGAUUUUGAUUUUGUUCUGUUUCGGUUGAAGCCGUUGAAGCCGUUGCUGCCUCUAGUCGCCGGAAAGCCACCACUACUCCUUCUGCCCUGCCCCUGUUUCGUUAGGGUUUGCUGCUUUUCAUGAAUAAAUUGUUACUAUUCGGUGUUGAUGUUGCUGCUGUUAUCACUGCUGGUUCUAAUGCCAUUGCUGCUAUUGCUGUUAAUUUGGAAUAAGUGGGUUUGUCGCCUUUGCCUUCUUGGGUUGAAUUCCGAUGAUUUUAUAUCAAAUUUAAGGUUGCUGUUGGACCAUCAGAGUUUCUGGCCGCUGUCGGAGCCGCCGCCGGGUCAGCUCGGGAUUGCGGCUGUUCCAUUUUACUCUUACUGUAGGAUUGAGUUGUCGGGAUUGCCUGUUGCAAUUAAAACCGUUUCUGCUAUUGAGGAAGUGAGCAGACCUGCGAUUGAAGCUGCAGUUUAUUUCGGGUGGAGAGGAAUGAUUCUUGUGACGCCUUUAGUUUAUGGGUUCAACUUCCGAGGAACCGGAUGAAGAAGCAUUAAGAAGAGUUAUACUGCGUUUGGUUUAUAUAUGUUGAUGUAUUAAUUAGAUUAUUUUCUUCCCUCGUCUUUGUUAUUACAAAUUUGUAAGAGGGAUAGGAAUUGUAUGUUUUAUAUGUAUAAUAUAUUGAGUUAUUAUGUAAGGAGUCUUGUGUAUGAAUCUAUGCCUGCCUGAAUUUUUCUUAAGAUAAAGUAUUUAUUUCUGGUUUUCGAAGAAUUCAGUGAUAUAGUGUCGAGUCACAGGCUCCUAUUUUA
Messenger RNA from Arachis ipaensis, 1310 nucleotides. RefSeq lists its product as uncharacterized. NCBI's taxonomy places the organism in Eukaryota, Viridiplantae, Streptophyta, Magnoliopsida, Fabales, Fabaceae. The record is from RefSeq and is a predicted model, not a curated record.